AGGCCGGGGCUCGGGGCGCGCCGGCUCCGGAGCCUGGAGACGAUGGGCCAGGAGCUGUGCGCCAAGACGCUGCGGCCCGGCUGCGGCUGCCAUCGCUGCGGGGAGGGGGGCGACGCGCGCGGCUGUCAGAGGAGAGCGCCCGCCAGCACCGGCGCCGAGGCUGCCAUCCAGCUAACGGACCUAAAGGAAGCAUCAUGUUCCGUGACUUCAUUUCGCCCCCGGGGACGUCAGGCUGCCCAUGCCCGGAAGCUCAAGAGUAAAAGGCCACGGAGUAACAGUGAGUCUUUUCAGGAAGAGGAUCUGAGGCAGGGCUUUCAGUGGCCGACGAAGAGCCUCCUCCCUUUUGGGGCAGCCUCAUCCUACUUGAACUUGGAGAAGCUGGGUGAAGGUUCCUAUGCUACGGUUUACAAGGGGAUUAGCAGAAUAAACAAACAACUAGUGGCUUUAAAAGUCAUCAGCAUGAAUGAAGAGGAAGGAGUCCCAUUUACAGCCAUCCGAGAAGCUUCUCUUUUGAAGGGUCUGAAACAUGCCAAUAUUGUGCUCCUGCACGACAUAAUCCACACCAAAGAGACACUCACAUUCGUCUUCGAAUACAUGCACACGGACCUGGCUCAGUACAUGUCUCAGCACCCUGGCGGGCUGCACCCUCACAACGUCAGGCUUUUCAUGUUCCAACUUCUGCGGGGCCUGGCGUACAUCCACCACCAACACGUCCUUCACAGGGACCUGAAACCUCAGAACAUUCUCAUCAGUCACCUGGGAGAGCUCAAACUGGCUGACUUCGGUCUUGCUCGGGCCAAGUCCAUUCCCAGCCAGACAUACUCUUCAGAAGUUGUGACCCUCUGGUACCGCCCUCCUGAUGCCUUGCUGGGAGCCACUGAAUAUUCCUCGGAACUGGACAUAUGGGGUGCCGGCUGCAUCUUUAUUGAAAUGUUCCAGGGUCGGCCUUUGUUUCCUGGGGUUACCAGCAUCUUUGAACAGCUGGAGAAGAUCUGGGAGGUGUUGGGAGUCCCUACAGAGGACACCUGGCCUGGAGUUUCCAAACUACCUAACUACAAUCCAGAAUGGUUCCCACUGCUGAAACCUCAGAGCCUGCAGAACGUCUGGAACAGGUUGGGCAGAAUUCCGGAAGCCGAAGACCUGGCCUCGCAAAUGCUCAAAGGCUUCCCGAGAGACCGCGUCUCUGCGCAGGAGGCCCUGGUCCAUAAUUAUUUCAGCUCCCUGCCGUCUCAGCUGCACCAGCUUCCCGAUGAGGAGUCUUUGUUUACAGUUUCAGGAGUGAGGCUGAAGCCGGAAAUGUAUGACCUUCUGGCUUCCUACCGGAAAGGCCCCCGCACGGCCCACUUCAGCAAAUGCUGGUGAAAGGAAAGGCGGCAGCGCCCAGGUCCUCCAGGGCUACAUUACUGCUGUUUCUGUUUUAAUUUGCUUCAGCUUCCUGAGAAGUUUCUAAUUUAACUCCACACUGGACCGGGAUGUUAAAUAUCACCUGUGACCUGAAAUAUUUUAAAUGUAUUACGUCCACGGUACAUCAUACUUGAAGAAAAAGCAGUGGGUGGCUACUGCUAUUGUCAUUUGUGUAGAAUUUCACAGUGUUUGGCUCAAACAUUAGACAUACUGAAACAGUCUGAGAAGAGGACUUGUGAAUCAUUCUAUCCCUUUCGUUAUCUGAUAGAGAGAUCCCGGGGCAGGAAGGACAACUGGACAGACGGGAGACUGACAAUGGAAAGAAUUCGGAGUCUGGCUUGUGCUUAAGGAAACCUGUCACUCCUGUGUUCACUGACAAUUCCUCCCAACAAAAGGACUUCUGUGGCAUGGAGAGGAGCCGUCUAAAGUUUAAAACAGCCUCCAGAGAAGAUGGUUUCUUGGAUAAAGUUGUCAACCAAAGGACUUGCUUAAGACUCUUUGUUAUGAUUUCCUAGGGCAUUCCUUCCCUCCCUUCCUGCACUAACAAAACACAUUACCGCCCCACCCAGCCAGAUUUUAGGAAUUUGGAUGGAGCUGCUGCUUAGAAUUAAAUUUCAGUUUAUCUCCUUCUAUUGAAUCCUAAUUGUCUGUGAUGAUUGCAAAAGUGAUGAGGAACCUAAGCCCUGAUUUGAUGGUAGAGAUACUGGGUAGACAGGAGCAAAGAGUUCCAAAGACGUAAUUCAAGUGCUGUUGCACCACCAGACAUGCAUGCAUAUGUGCACACACGUGAGCCUGAAAUGAAAUGGGAGAUUUGUUUCGGCUAACACAUGUAUCAUCUUCUACAAUGACUCCUUCCAAAAGAAGCCAGGACAACUCAAAUUACUUUGUCAAAGGAUCAUCUACUCAGGAAAUGUGGUAGCCUAGAAACCAGAGACCUUCAUGGAUCCUUCAGAAGAACAAGGAGGAACUAAUUAAAAGAGAAUUAAAAAAUAGUACCUAUCCAUCCAAAAUCUGAGAUGGAAGAAGGGAAAUGGGAUACAAACAGUCCAAUGAAAUCUACCUUAGUGAGUACUUGGUUUUGGUAAGGCAUGUGACCAAGCCUGUCCAGAUAUACCUGAAAUACAAAACUGUGUGGGCUGGGUGAUGGGGCAGAUAUGUGAAUUAAAAAAACAGUGGUUAUUCAACCUAGAGAAAGGCAUAUAGUGGUGUGUUACAAGGUUCAGUCUUGAGUCCCAUUCCUGACAAAUAUUUUUACUAAUCACUUGAGUAAAAACCAGAGAAGGCACACAAUUUAGUCAAACAAUGCACUGAAGUAAACUGAAGUUCAGAGAAGUUAACUCCUCCAAGUACACCAGAGUUAAGGUACAAAACUAUGGAGACAGUGAGAGGAUCAAUCGUUGUCAGGGGUUAGGAGGGAGGAGAUGAUGAAAAGACAGAGCACAGAGGGUUCUUAGGGCAGUGAAACUAUGUAUGAUACUGUACUGGCAGAGGCAUGUCACUAUAAAUUUGUCCAAAUCCAUAGAAUGUACAGCCCCAAGAGUGAAUCCUAAGGCAAACUAUACCAGUAGACUUUGAUCGGUAAUGAUGUGUCAAUGUAGGUCCAUCAGCUAUAACGAAUGUACCACUCUGUUGGGGAUAUUAAUAAUGGGAAAUGCCAUGCCUGGUGUGGGCUGGUGUGUAUGGGAAUUCUCUGUAACUUCUGCUGAAUACUUCUCUGAGCCUAACGUUGCUCUAAAAAAAAAAUAAAGUCUUAAAAACAAACAACAUGUAAACAACUAAUUUGCAAUAAGUCAAUACAACAUUUAUUCCAAUCAAAUUUCAUAUGAUUGAACUUCUUACACUUAAGGCUGAAAAUGUCAACAAGUUAAGUAAGGCUGUGACUUAGUGGAAAUUGGUACAAUAUGAAUUAAUAGUAUGUCUGACUGUCCACAAAAGAUAAUGCUAUACUCUUAAGUGAUAUAAAUAAAGGAAUAUGAUGGUGUCACAUGGAGAUGGGAUGGAGUUUAGUCCUCUGAUGAGAUCACAUCAAAAUGAUGAAGUUUAACUCUAUCCAUCACACUUUGAAAGAAACACUACAUAGAAGUAUAUAUUUCUUGCGCAUUUAUUAGUUUAUAGAUCCAAUUCUGUUUGAUCUUCAUAGACUAAGGGGUGACUGUAGCUAUUCUCCACUUCACAGAGAAGAACACAGAAUCAAAUUUAAAUAACUAAGAUUUGAUACUCUGUCCCCGAAGUCUGUGCUUUUUUCACCCCUAACCCCAACUCUGCCAUGUGCUUCAAGAAGGGCUACUAUGAUAGGAGAAUAGAGGGCAUGGGGACCAAGGCACAAGGAAGAAUAGCUCCAGAGAGAAGACCCAGGGGACAAAGAAUGUCCAUCCAGAGGGUUGAGGGUUCUCACAGAGCAAAGUGGUUGGCCCUCUGCUGAGUGGCUACGGAGCCAGGACAAAUACAUAGAAAGCUCAGAGAUACUGCUGUUUACACAGCAGGAAGAGUUCUCCAACAUUUUCACCUGCCACCAGUGGAAUGAGGGCCACACUCCGGUGGGCUUCCACUGCAUCCAGGAGAUAUGGAAAGCUGAAGGAGGGAUCCUCAUAUUGGAGAUUAGGUUAGCUGAUCUUUAAGGCCCCCUCUAAUUCCAACAUUGUCUAACAAUGGCUUCUGAACAGCUGUUGACAGACUCUACUUAGAAUUAUAGUGAGAUCCUAUUGUUGUAAGAAUGAGUAGAUUUGUUUUAUUGUUAAAAAGGGAUUUAAAAAAUAGAAAUCGUCAAAAUUAUCCUCUUUUAAUUAUAAUGGAAGAUAAAUUAUGCUUAUGCUUCCUUCUUUAAUUCAUAAAUUCACUUCUUUAAAAGCUUAAUAAAAUUUAUAAAUAAAACACCAAAA
Messenger RNA from Pipistrellus kuhlii (Kuhl's pipistrelle), 4283 nucleotides. It is a transcript of the gene CDK15, whose product is annotated as cyclin dependent kinase 15. The transcript is spliced from 14 exons. NCBI's taxonomy places the organism in Eukaryota, Metazoa, Chordata, Mammalia, Chiroptera, Vespertilionidae. The record is from RefSeq and is a predicted model, not a curated record. Gene Ontology annotation, biological process: protein phosphorylation. Bases 43 to 1362 code for a protein of 439 amino acids. Gene Ontology annotation, molecular function: cyclin binding; ATP binding; cyclin-dependent protein serine/threonine kinase activity. Gene Ontology annotation, cellular component: nucleus; cytosol; cytoplasm.